CUGCGUUUUUGGAGUGUUGGAGGAGAGGAAGCUGCUGGGUUAAUUUCAGUUGAAACUGAAAAAGGUGUUUACAUGAUUGUUGAUGGUGAAUUGCAGUAAUUGGAAUUAACUUCCAAAUCUGGUAAAGAAGAAUCCUUCCUCACCCAAAACCUCUCUCUCUAAUCCUUCACCAUGAGCAGGUCAGGUCAGCCCCCGGAUCUGAAGAAGUACAUGGACAAAAAGCUUCAAAUCAAGCUAAAUGCAAACCGAAUGAUUGUUGGAACCUUGCGUGGAUUUGACCAGUUCAUGAAUCUGGUGGUUGAUAACACUGUAGAAGAUGAUAAAAAUGGAUUUGUCAACCUUUGGAAUUAUCUUGUGGGCAAUUACGAUGAAUAG
This is a messenger RNA of Rosa chinensis, 375 nucleotides long. Its product is annotated as probable small nuclear ribonucleoprotein G. Gene Ontology annotation, molecular function: RNA binding. The coding region runs from base 172 to 375 and encodes 67 amino acids. Lineage: Eukaryota; Viridiplantae; Streptophyta; Magnoliopsida; Rosales; Rosaceae. The transcript is spliced from 2 exons. The record is from RefSeq and is a predicted model, not a curated record. Gene Ontology annotation, cellular component: precatalytic spliceosome; U2-type prespliceosome; SMN-Sm protein complex. Gene Ontology annotation, biological process: mRNA splicing, via spliceosome.